Molecule: messenger RNA, 4289 nt
Organism: Anarrhichthys ocellatus (wolf-eel)
Lineage: Eukaryota; Metazoa; Chordata; Actinopteri; Perciformes; Anarhichadidae
Gene: ralbp1
Product: ralA binding protein 1
Exons: 10
Coding region: 776-2767 (663 amino acids)
Biological process (GO): endocytosis; small GTPase-mediated signal transduction; positive regulation of GTPase activity
Cellular component (GO): membrane
Molecular function (GO): GTPase activator activity; small GTPase binding
Source: RefSeq, a predicted model, not a curated record
AGGUGUUCCACUGCUCAAUGACCGUCUCAUGCAAGCGGAGGGGAAAGGGAACAUUUACCGAUGCCAAUCUCUCACCGCCACACACAAGUGCUCUUUGUAAUGCCAGUGCGUUUUCAAAAGGGCAGCAGGGGGGCCUAUCACUGAUUCUGUUCCCAAUUGGCAUGCAACAGCAGUUUGCACUGACUAAUGUACCGGAUGCACAAUGAGACCUUGUUUGUCUUUUCUUUUUCUUUUUUAUGAUAUUGAAUCACGACCUCAUUUCGCAAUUGCAGCUGUGGAUUUGGAGCCGAUGGUGCCAACAAAGAUCAGAGGCCUAAUGUGUUUCAUGUGUCAGGAUGACCACGAGUCUUCUUAGUGCAACCGCAGCAUUUGGCAAAGUCCACAUGAUUCAGAAUAGCAAAUGGUUUCACUAAAUGUACAUGCUUUUCAACACAUUGUUUGACAGUUUAUCGUGUACACAUGCUUGUAUUACAGCAAACUUGUGGUUAAGGUCAGAAUGAGACCACAGCCUAAACAUUCUACAUUAAAUCCAGAUCAUUCUGGGCCAAGAAACCUACAUAGACUAUACAUUUGCGGCGGGAGAGCCAAGUGAUUUAUAGAUUCGCCUUCAAACUACAUUUCCCACCAUACAACUGGGCUGCCGCGCAAGCGCAGAUAGGUUUAUUUAGUAUACAGACAACCGGAAGCUCCACUCCGAAAUUGACCGAACGGGAUAGUUCUUGGUGUGAUGGAGAGGUGAUGUGUCAGUGGGAGGAGUGAUAAGGCCAGAGCAGUCAUGACCGAGUGCUUCCUGCCCCCCAGCAGCAGCCCUGCAGAGCAGCGUCGGGCUGAACACCCAGGGGGCGUGGCCCGCACCCCCAGCUCUGAGGAGAUCAGUCCCACCAAGUUCCCCGGAUUGUACCGCACCGGCGAGCCAUCGCCGCCUCAUGACGGCCAUCACCACGAGACACCUGACGCCUACGUCUCAGACGACGACAAAGAGCACGGCAAGAAAAAGAACAAGUUCAAGAAGAAGGAGAAAAGGACGGAAGGCUACGCCGCCUUCCAGGAGGACAGUUCAGCGGACGAAGCAGAGAGCCCGUCCAAGAUGAAGCGCUCCAAGGGAAUCCAUGUGUUCAAGAAGCCCAGCUUCUCCAAGAAGAAGGAGAAGGACUUCAAGGUGAAGGAGAAGGAGAAGGGCCCCAAGGAGGACAAGGCCAAGGAUAAAAAAUCCAAGGACCUGACGGCUGCAGACGUGGUUAAACAAUGGAAGGAGAAGAAGAAGAAGAAGAAACCCGCGACAGAGGCCGAGCCGGUCCCAGUGGAGAUCCCCACCUUCCGGCCGAUCUUUGGAGCCCCUCUGACUGAAGCUGUCAAGAGGACAGCUCUCUACGACGGUAUCCAGCUGCCAGCUGUCUUCAGAGAAUGCAUGGACUACAUUGAAAGUUAUGGCAUGAAGUGUGAAGGCAUCUACCGGGUCUCAGGUAUGAAGUCCAAAGUGGAUGAAUUGAAAGCGGCUUAUGACCGCGAGGAGUGCCCGUGCCUGGAGGAGUAUGACCCCCACACGGUGGCCAGCCUCCUGAAGCAGUACCUACGCGAGCUGCCCGAGAACGUGUUGGGCCGAGAUCUGGCCCAGCGCUUCGAGGACGCCUGCGGUCGGCAGGUGGAGGCAGAGAAGAUGGCCGAGUUCCAGAGGCUGCUGGCCGAGGUGUUGCCGGAGAGCCGGCUUCUUCUCUCCUGGCUCGUCACGCACAUGGACCACGUCAUCGCCAGGGAGGCGGACACCAAGAUGAAUAUUCAGAAUAUCUCCAUCGUCCUCAACCCGACCAUACAGAUUGGGAACCGUGUUCUUUACAUGUUCUUCACACACGUGAGGGAGCUGUUUGGAGACGUAGUCCUGAAACCGGUGGUGCGGCCGCUCCGCUGGUCCAACAUGGCCACCAUGCCGGCGCUGCCUGACACCCAAGAGAGCGUCAAAGAGGAGAUCCGCCGACAGGAGUUCCUGCUGAACUGCCUGCACAGGGACCUGCAGGCCGGGGUGAAGGACUUAUCUAAGGAGGAGCGUCUCUGGGAGGUUCAGAGGAUCUUGACUGCUCUAAAACGCAAACUGAGGGAGGCCAAACGCCAGGACUGCGAGAGUAAGAUAGCCCAGGAGAUUGCAAGCCUCUCAAAGGAAGAUGUUUCAAAAGAGGAAAUGACCGAGAAUGAAGAGGAAGUCAUCAACCUCCUCUUAGCACAGGAAAAUGAGAUCCUAACAGAGCAGGAGGAGCUGAUCUCUCUAGAGCAGGUGCUCCGGAGACAGAUUGCCACCGAGAAGGAAGAAAUCGAGAGACUGCGAGCGGAGAUCGCAGACAUCCAGAGUCGUCAGCAGGGUCGCAGUGAGACGGAGGAAUAUUCAUCAGACAGUGAAAGUGAGAGUGAAGAUGAGGAAGAGCUGCAGAUGAUUCUGGAAGAUCUGCAGAAGCAAAACGAGGAACUGGAGAACAAAAACACCCAUCUGAAUCAGGCCAUUCACGAGGAGCAGGAAGCCAUCUUGGAGCUCCGUGUCCAGCUCCGCCUCUUGCAGAGCCACAAACUGCAGCAGGAGCUGACCGUCCCGCCGCCGCCGCCGCCGCCACCGCUGCCGGCCGAGCAGGCCCCGCCUGUGCAGCCGAGCCCGGAGCCCCGCACCGAGGAGCAAACCAAACGCUCCGUUGACGGCGAUUCCGCUGCUUCGUCCAAUGGCAAGGCCGCUAAGGAUCCUUCAAAGCCCUCACCGAACAAAGACAGGAGGGACACCAACAUGUGAGAUGUUCGGUUGGCUCUGUGCCCGCUGUACGUCUCCACCGCCGGUCAGUUGUCCUUCAGUGUCUCUCGUGAUCCACUGGAAACUUCACUUUGCUGGAUCCAUGGGUUCAUUUAGUCAUCGUGUGCACCAGGUGACAGCUGGCGGCCAUUCUUCCACACAACAACAGAAAUAGAGUAGCUGCUGUAGCGGACAACUGGCUGCCACUGUGAGAGACGAGGGGAGUCGUAUUAUCAAAUCCACAGUGCCAAGCCUGUAUGAAGGAAGGAGAAAUGAAGGGAUUCAUGAAGCAAGUAAGGGGAAGGAAUAGAGUAAAAGUCAGGCACCUUCCUAGUAUAUGACAAAGUUUUAUUUUUUGCUGGUAAGGUUUAAAACAGAUGAACAUAGACCAUAAAUAAUCUCAGUCCCUGUUUCUCACCCAGAUGCUAAUUGGCGCGUUAGGAUAGAGACCACUCUGCCAUAACCGGAGAUGUUUCCCCAGAAAACCACUAAUACAAAAGCUUACGAUUGGUCUAUCUAUAUAUUAUAUAUUUAAGUGGUAUUCUCAAGAAUACGGAUGACUAUUCAAGAAAUAUGUUGAUUUUUAAGUUACAGCUUUUUUAGUAAUAUAUAAAUAUAUAUGUAUAAAUAUAUUGUAGGUGCUCUUUCUUUUUCUUUGAACAGCAGAUGCACAUAAACACAGUGGCGUUGUACCGCGCUAACUGACCAGUAGAUGAAAACGUGAACAGCAAAACCACCAUGCAUCAAAGGUAUAUUCAUCACAUGUAGACACACAGCUGGAGGCUGUUACCGUCACUCUUUGCUCUGUAGUGCAAUCGUCUUCUCUCUCUCUCUGCCUCUGCCUCUCUUGCACAAACAAGGAAAAUGUGGAAAAUGAUAUUUCUCCAGUUUUUAUGAUGGAUUCACAUCUUGUAGUGAUGAUUACUGUCGCCAAAAUAUGUGUGCGGAGACACGCAGGAGGCCUAUUUAGUUUUGUUGUGUAUUUGAUCGUGUUUUUUUUCUUUUUUAAGGGUUAGGUUCUUGAUAUGUGCAGUUAUUGUUCAUGGCAUCAGUUGGAAGUGAGUCAAAAAUAUAAAAAACCCUCAAGAUUAAAAGUCAAUCAUUCCAUUUCACAGCUGAUCCAUGACAAAGUACUGUCAUCAUUCAGUGAUAUUUAAAGCAAAGGCAUGGUCUGCACUUACUUACCGAUUGUGUAUAUCAUUGUAAAAUUGCAAAUAUACUGUAUUCUCAGCUUUUAUGUUUUGUCAUAUGUUCCUUUUUUAUUAUUAUUAUUAUUAUUAUUAUUAUUAAUGCCCUGUAUGUAGUACGCUAGUGGGACUGCCCCUGCUUUGGUCGCGGGAUAAUCAAAGCAAUCUCACCUGGACUCAUGAUUCAACGUGUUCAUAAUCCUGUGACUGAAACAGAUAAACGCUAGAUUGGGCUCAGAAGCUUCUCAUAAGGUUAUUUUCAUAUUGUUCCAAGCUUUUGUAGCUUAUUGUUGCAGUCAGAAUAAUGCUGUGAAGAAUAAAGUGUCGAUCCGAAUAAU